UAGAAAUGACAGCGACUUGCUCGAGCUUGCAGGCAGCGUCAUGCCCAAGAUCAAGACCUCACGCACGAGGGCGCCGCCGGAAGGCUUUGAAGAGAUUGAGAGCGUGCUGGACGAGUAUGCACGACGGAUGAGAGACGUCGAGAGCGAGUCACACGAGGGCAAACGGAAGGCAGAGUCGACAUGGCCCAUCAUGCGUAUCAACCACACUCGGUCGAGGUACAUCUACGACCUCUACUACAAACGCGAAGCGAUCAGCAAGGAGCUCUACGACUGGCUCCUCAAGGAAAAGUACGCAGACGCAACAUUGAUCGCAAAGUGGAAGAGGUCGGGCUACGAGAACCUGUGCUGCGCGAGAUGCGUGCAGAGUAGAGAUAUGAACUAUGCCGGUUCGACGUGUAUCUGUCGAGUGCCCAAGGCAGCACUCAAGGAGGGCACAGUAGUAGAAUGCAACUUUUGCGGCUGUCGAGGAUGCGCAUCAGGCGAUUAGGCCUAGGACGCGCAAAAGAGCAAGCACAGCACAUGUUGUAUGUAUUACAGCCCGUUACAACACCU
Messenger RNA from Mixia osmundae IAM 14324, 552 nucleotides. RefSeq lists its product as uncharacterized. Gene Ontology annotation, biological process: mRNA splicing, via spliceosome. NCBI's taxonomy places the organism in Eukaryota, Fungi, Basidiomycota, Mixiomycetes, Mixiales, Mixiaceae. The coding region runs from base 41 to 487 and encodes 148 amino acids. The transcript has 4 exons. Gene Ontology annotation, cellular component: nucleus; spliceosomal complex. The record is from RefSeq and is a predicted model, not a curated record.